UCUGUAUCAUCUGCUUAUACCUGGUGCAUUGUAAACCUCCAGAAAAUUAGUGUAAUUUAUUACAUUGUAUCCUUAUAUUUGUAUUUUACCUUAUCAAAAUUGUUUACAAUGACGUCAAGCAUCACAACCCUGGUUAGACAAAAUUUUCACGCCGACUGUGAAAAAGCCAUCAACGACCAAAUCAAUAUGGAAUUGUAUGCGAGUUACGUUUAUCUCUCUAUGGCAUAUUAUUUUAAUCGAAGCGACGUAGCUUUACCAGGUCAUUAUUCAUAUUUCAAAAAAGCUUCGGACGAAGAGAGAGAACAUGCCAUGAAAUUCAUGACGUAUCAAAACAAAAGAGGUGGUAGUAUCGUUUUGUCACGUAUUGAAAGUCCGCCAAAAGAUGUUUGGGAUAGCGCUCACGAUGCUAUGACUGAAGCAUUAAAGUUAGAGAGGAAAAUUAACGAGAGCCUCCUUGCGAUGCACGCAUUAGCGACGGAACAUAACGAUCCGAACUUAUUAGAUUUCCUGGAAAGCGAAUAUUUGAAAGACCAAGUAGAUUCUAUCGAUGAACUUGCUAAUUAUGUAACAAGAUUAGGUAGACUUGGCGAUGGUCUAGGGACAUAUAUCAUCGAUCAGGAACUUAGAAAUUAAAAUGUUAUUCAUAAAAGUAACACAUUUAGUAAGAAAAAUGAAUAUACUGUGUACACACAAGAUUGUUAUGAAUAAAUACAUAACAAUAAUUAAACAUGCACUAUAUAACACUAAAGUGAGUAACACGUACAAUAUUUAAUUUCUAUCGAUAAAAUUAAAUAUAUCCACUUGUAUAAUCUUAUAUAAUAUCAUCGAUUUUUGCGUUAAGUUAACAAAUA
Molecule: messenger RNA, 851 nt
Organism: Eufriesea mexicana
Lineage: Eukaryota; Metazoa; Arthropoda; Insecta; Hymenoptera; Apidae
Product: soma ferritin
Exons: 3
Coding region: 109-633 (174 amino acids)
Biological process (GO): iron ion transport; intracellular iron ion homeostasis
Cellular component (GO): cytoplasm
Molecular function (GO): ferric iron binding; ferrous iron binding
Source: RefSeq, a predicted model, not a curated record